Molecule: messenger RNA, 1857 nt
Organism: Ananas comosus (pineapple)
Lineage: Eukaryota; Viridiplantae; Streptophyta; Magnoliopsida; Poales; Bromeliaceae
Exons: 2
Coding region: 322-1662 (446 amino acids)
Cellular component (GO): Golgi apparatus
Source: RefSeq, a predicted model, not a curated record
GCGCUCUUCGUGCUCGGGGUCCUCGCCUUCACCCUCCUCGCCGCCUCCUACUCCCCCGACGACCCCCUUCUCCUCCGCCCCAACUCCUCCCCCUCCCGCUCCCUCACCUCCUUCCUCACCUCCACCACCUCCUCCUCCACCCUCCCCGCCGACGACUCCUCCGCCCUCCGCACCGGCGAGGACUUCCUCAACUCCUCCUCCUCCGGCGCGCCCCCCUCCAUCCACCUCUCCGACGUCUCCGUCCCCGCCGCCGCCGCCGCAGCCGAGGCCUGCGACGCCGACGCCCCGCUCAACUGCGCCGACCCGGAGAUCUUCCACCUCAUGAUGCGCGCCGCCAUCGAGGCCUUCCCCGACAUCCACUUCUACCGCUUCGGCAAGCCCGCCCCCGGCGCCGCCGCCGCCGGCGGCAGCUGCGACAUGGCGUGGCGCUUCCGCCCCAAGGACGCCAAGCGCGCCGCCUUCUACAAGGACUACCGCCGCUUCGACAUCGCCCGCUCCCCCAAUUGCACCUACUCCGUCGCCAAGAUCGGCGACUACCACUCCGGCGUCAACGCCCGCAAGAAGAAGAACAAGAAGCCCCGCCCCGGCAGCCCCCCCGACGCCGACGGCUUCGGCCCGCGGACCGCCAGAUCGGCCGAGGCCGCGCCCGCCGGCGCCGCCGCCGUCGUCGUCCCCGUCGUCGGCGACACCGUCAACGACACCCUCCCCGUCGUGGAGUCCGAGUCCGGGUUCAGCCGCGGCAGGUACCUCAUCUAUGUCGGCGGCGGCGAUCGCUGCAAGAGCAUGAACCACUACCUCUGGAGCUUCCUCUGCUCGCUGGGCGAGGCCCAGUAUCUCAACCGAACACUGGUCAUGGAUCUCAGCAUCUGCCUCAAUUCCAUGUAUACUUCGACUAAGCAAGAUGAGGAGGGAAAGGACUUUCGAUUCUACUUCGAUUUCGAGCAUUUGAGGGACUCCGCUUCGGUUCUCAAUCACAGCCAGUUCUGGGCCGAUUGGACGCAGUGGCGGAAAAAGGACCGGCUCAGCCUCCACCUCGUCGAGGACUUCCACGUCACGCCGAUGAAGCUCGCUGAAGUGAAGGAUACACUUAUUAUGAGGAAGUUUGGAUCGGUGGAGCCAGAUAACUACUGGUAUCGAGUUUGCGAGGGGGAGACAGAGUCGGUGAUCCAGCGCCCGUGGCACCUCCUCUGGAAAUCGCGUCGGUUGAUGGAUAUAGUGUCGGGGAUCGCAUCAAAGAUGAACUGGGAUUUCGAUGCCGUGCAUGUGGUGCGAGGGGAGAAGGCCAAGAACACUGCACUGUGGCCCAAUUUGGCGGCAGACACCUCGCCGGAGGCUCUGCUUGCCACUCUUGGGAACAAAAUCGAUGAUGGCAGGCAUCUGUACAUCGCGACCAAUGAGCCAGGCACAUCCUUUUUUGACCCUCUGAAGGAUAAGUACACGACACACUUCCUCGAUGACUUCAAGGACUUGUGGGGCGAGAACAGCGAGUGGUAUACGGAGAUGAAGAACCUGAAUAAUGGGGUUCCGGUGGAGUUUGAUGGUUAUAUGAGGAUGGAAGUAGACACUGAGGUGUUUUUGAGGGGGAAGAAGCAGAUUGAGACAUUCAAUGAUCUCACCAGCGAUUGCAAGGAUGGGAUCAACACCUGUAAGACGAGCUCCUGAGCUACUAAUUGUGCUGAACAAUUUGGUAUUGCUGGGAUUGGGAGGGCUUUUACCAAUUAUCUGUUUUAGAUAAUUACAUUCGGCUUCAAUUUCCUUGGAAAUUGUUUCUGUAGACAAUUUAGGUCUUAUUGUAUUAUGGUUAGCUACGCCGAGAGGUUAGUAGCAUUUUCAGCCAAUUGAUGUUCUGUUGCAUGA